CCAGCAGUAAAGCAGUAGGUAUAAAGGUCUGAGGUCUGAGUAACGGUGCUGGAGAAGGAGGAGCAGCAGCACUACACUGCGCAUGGCUCACAGCAACCAACCGGCAUUCUUCUCACGCUCGGUGCGAGCCGGCUUCUUUCCGCCUUUGCUUCUGUUUGCUUCAGUCAAGGGCAGUGUGUGAAUGCGAUCUUAUAAUCCUAGGAUGGUUUAUCGGUUCCUUUGAAUGCAGACUUGACUUCGUACAUGGAAAACAGAUUGUCGGGGAUUAAGCGGCGUUGAGCGACAAAACCAGCGUCAAGGACACUGCUCCGAUAGCGCCAUAAAGCAGAACUGAUGCCGGUAUAAGGAGAGAGAGAGAGAGAGAGAGAGAGAGAGAGAGAGAGAGAGAGAGAGAGAGAGAGAGAGAGAGAUUCGAAUCAGAUUGCGAUUGCAGUUUGAUAGAAUCCAUCAGGACUUAACGUGCCAUCGCAUCCCCUGGACUGACCUCCUUUCUUUCCACCUUUCCACUGAUGUGACAGCGCAUUAGCCGGGAGAAAACAAAGAGAAUGAAUUAUGUACAACGGACCAUGAAUAAAAGACGGACUGAUUGUGUAUCUGAUUGCGCAGCCAGUUCCCGGUGAGGCAAUGAGGAGUUUCAGCACAUAAACAUGAUACCAGAAGCGCCGGCUUCUAGCUGCUCGUUUUCACACAACUACAUGUGUGUGAAAACCUACACACCAGGGCAGAGUCACCUUAACACUGAUAAGGACCCAUCUGCACUGAAGAGAUAAAACAUUAAGCCUUUUUUUUUUGGAUUAUGAAGACUUGCUGUUAUGGUCAAUACUGAAACAAAAAAGGCAGCAGAUUUCUUUCCAUAACGAGGUUUUUUUUGUUUGCAGUGAGGAUUAUUAACACUCAGGAAUUUUUGCCAGGUAUAUAAUCUUAAUCUGCACAUACACAAUCUGUUUUUAAUGGAUUAUAAUUGUGUAUGCACGUUGGAGUGAUUUAUUUACCUGGCACCCUGUUUCGUUUGAGUGGGAUGGUGAAGUAAGAGCUAAAUUUUUUUAUUUCUUUUAUCUGUUUUUUUCCUGCUGAGUUUGAAGGACUUAAUAGUUUGAGCAGUUUUGUAAAUCAUAAAGGAACAUAAUGAACACUUUAUCGGAGGGCAAAAGAAACAAUCAAGACAAGAAACAAUCUGCUAUCAGUUGCUGUUUUGAGCCAGUCAACUAGUUUGUCCAACAUACUGUAUACUGUAUACCAACAUUCAGCCAUGUGGUCACUACCUCUCCUUCGUUACACCGAUGUUCCAUCAAGAGUGACGGAGAACUUCAUUUUGUCAGGUUACCGCUUCCCUGACUACAGCCUCCUACAGUGCCUAGUCUCUGCAUUCCGACCUACCAAUGAGACUGGAAACUUCUGGACUCACUUCCUCCCAAUAUUUAUCUUCGGAUUUCACUUUCUAGAGAUAUUUGAAUGGGAAGGAGCCCCGGGCCCUGGGGAGCCCUUCUUUUACCCAGCCUGGAACUAUUUCUUUGGGGUUUUAUAUCUGCUGCUGGCCAGCAGUAUGGCUCACCUCCUUAACUCCAUGUCACUAAUCAUCAGAGAGAUCUGCUUCUUUGUGGAUUAUGGAACCAUCAGUGCUUAUACUGUAGGUUCUUCUUUGGCUUACUAUUACUACAUUCACCCACAGGCAGGGAUACCAAAGAUUGACUUUGGGACACUGAAUGUAUCAAAGUCACAGUCAGUGAGUGCAGAGGAGUCUCCCUCAGCUCCUUCUCCCAAUGCUUCAUUCUUUCCCAUUCAUUUUCAGUUUUUUGAUAGCUUAUACGUCCCCUGCUCCUGCCUGGUGGCCAUCGUCUGUGUGCUAACUUGUUGCAAAACAAGGCAGCAGUGGAGGAAGCACCGCUAUGCUGUACGUACCCUAGUCUUUCUUCUGCCAUUCUUCAUUUCGUCCACACCAAUUUUCUACCGGCUUCUCAGCCCAUCACCAUAUCCAUCCUCCUCUCAGACAUUUUCUUCUUACCCAUCACCUACAAUGGCCAGCUUCUUCUAUCGCCACUGCUUCUGGCUGGUGGUGUCCGCAGCCUUUAACAUCAGCAAGAUCCCAGAAAGAUUGUCUCCAGGAAAGUUUGACAUCUGGGGGCACAGUCACCAGUGGUUCCACUGCUGCACCUUCCUCUCCAUCCUGGAUGAGCUCCAUAUGAUCAAGGUAGAGAUCCGAGCCCUGCUGCUUCACACUACCUUGGUUCUAGAACCUACCACAAAUCCCCACCUCCCUGGCCCAACUAUCUACUCCACUUUUGGGUUGAUGCUGCUGCUACAGGGGUGUAUAGCUUCCAUUAUUAUAUGGUUUGGGUGGUGUGCAUACCACAUUUAUUAUCCUGUGCAGAAAGGCCUGAAGGCACAAUGAGUGGAGCUAAUCCAGGGACUCCGAUAUAUUUUGGCCUACAGAAUUAUUGGUGAUUUUGUUGCUAACCAUCAUUUAAUUAUGCAUACAAGAUUAAUCAUUUCGUUUACCAUUUAUCAGACUGUGAUGCUAGAAUUUAGGCCACUAGGCAUAAUAUGAUAUUGAUAUGGAGAUGGGGUGACUAUUUCUGUCUGUUUAAGGUUUCCAUGUUAAUGCUUACACAGCAUUCAAGAAUCAACAGUUGGAAAAUUCAAUACUACAGGGAUUCACUAGCACAAACAAGCAUGUAAGGCUUCCCGAGUCUCCUAGGGGGACCUGCUGAUACCGUUUGCCGGUAUCUCUUACAUUUACAUUCACAAACACGCACACAUACCCACUUCCUCUUCUUUGUAAACAGGAAGUAUAAGCACCAACAGUCUUCAACCACAGCCUUUUAGUGUUGAAGAAAUGUAAUGGCUGUGACUUUACUGUUGAUGCAAAAUGUACUUGAACAGUGCACACUUUGCACGCUAUGUUGAAAAUUAUUGUUAAAAAAAUUUGCUGUUAACAAAAACUAUAUACCAUAACUAUAUACUACUGGAUAAGUAUCGAGAUCAAAAUAUCUGCGUAUAUCCUAUAUGCUAUAUCCUAUAUCCUAUGCUAUAACCUAUGCAUGGCAUUUAGGUGCAUUGUUUAUACUAGGAGAAAAAGGGAUGUGACGACCAUGGAGGUUUAUGAGUUCAGUGUCCGCUGAAAGAAGAAGAAGCCAUAACAUUGUUUCUUAGAAUGUUCAAAUUGAUUUUAGCAGGGUUUCCCAGUGGUGAGCUGAAUUUGCACAUAAGCAACCAGAUGCUUUCUGGAAGUGGUGUAUUAAAGGGCAUUUUAGUGAUUAUGAGUGCUAUGCCUGUUAAUUACAAAUCCAUUAUUAAUAUUAACUUAUUUAUUUGUAGACAACAAUCUCCCAAGUUCUACCUGUGCCCUUCUUUCCAUCACUUACCUUUUUCAGCUGGUUCUGAGUACUACUUGAACCCAAAAGGAAGCAUUAGUUAAACCACUGUGACAACUAAGUGCUUAGAUGUCAGCACUAGACUUGUUUUGGCCUGUGUACAUUAAUAAUUCAAGGAUUAGAUUCCCUUCUUACAUGCUUCUCCGUGUCAGUGCAUGUAUGUAGGGGGGAAAAAACUCUUAAACUGAAAUGCUGCCUGAAUGCAGGCCAUGGUGCACAAAGUUUCUCCCUAAUCAGUACACAGUUACUUCAUGUUAAUCAGCAUUCUGUCAUAAUGUAACCUAAUGUAACCUAAACCAGUGAUACAGUAGCUUUAUGACAGACUGCAGAGAGAAGUCGUGUCACUAACAUUACUAUGAAUACAUUUGCACAGUUCAAGAGAUGAAUUAGAAUAAUAAUUAAUAAAAGAAGUUAGCAAUGUCUGUAAAUCUCAGUUCUGAAUGUGCCUGCUAUAUUUGUUUUGUUCAUUUAUGACUUGAUUUUGAGUCAAUGGUGAGUGAGGCAUUUCUUAUUCUUUUAAGAAAAAGCAAUGGAAUAGAUGCUUAAGCUGGCAGGAUGUAAGGUCUACUAAAUAGAAUUUUCUAUGUAUAUCAUGCAAGAAAUAAAUCAUGAUACUGUCUGCUGUUGUAGAAAAAUAAUCAACACUGGGAUGGUGUGAUGUGGAGCAAUAUUUUCCAAAAAUAUCUUCCAAUAAUACACAUUGUGAAGUGUUUGAAAGAUUACUCCAUAGCAGUUGUUCAGUGAUUAAAAUUUAUAAAUGAAUUAUACUUUUUUAACUGUUGAUUAUGACGAUUAUAAUCAAUGAUAUUCUAAUAUUUUACAUUGUCCAUCAUACGAGUUCCUGUGAAAGAGCUAUUUUACUAUUUCUACUAUAACAACGAUUUGCUAUAGAAAUGAUAAUGUAUUAGAGCAAAUUGAUAAGAAAUCAGCAAACGAGCUCAUUCGUAUUACAGCCAUGGUGUUACAGAAAAUUGAUCAAUAUCAGUUUCAAGAAUUCAACAACUCUGUGUUAUAAGUGACUUUAUAUAAAGGUCUGUUGGGUUUCAGUGGAAAUUUCAUAUCGUCCAAGUUCAGACUAUGCCAUAUUUCAUGAAUUAAAUGUCAUUUAUUGUACAUUUUUGACAGGAGUACUGUAUGUCUGUACUGUGAGGAAAUGACAUGUUAAACAGAAAUCUGUUUGCACAUACUGUACUACAAAAUGUGUAGCCUUGUACAAAGACUCCCUUCUGCUGACUCAUUUUGACUGUAGUCAACUUCAAUGUUAGAUCAAUUUCUUUGCCCUUGUUCUGCAAACGUCAAAAACCUCAUUCUCAAAACAUGUCAUAUUAAGGAGAAAGGUUAAAGUUAUCGUUAAUAUGUCUGUAUCAAGAACAUGCUUUCACUAUAGUAAAAGUAUACUUUAUUUUUACUGUAGACAUACAUAACACCCUGUAGGGAACCUAGAUAGUGUGUACAUUACAUUAGACAAUUAUAGGUGUGUAACAGUCAUUUAUAAAGUUGUCUGGUGGGAAGUGAUUUGACCUGACAGACGCAUUUACAGACCACUAGACUCGACGAAUUAUAGUUCUCAGGGUUAAACAAAAAGGAAGGUUGAGAUCUGACGUUUCUGGACAUGCUAUUUUUUAUGACUAAUUUUGAAUCAGUCAUGAUUUACGUAUGUAGAUCAUUCUACGUCUAUCUUAAUGACUGAGAUAUAGAUAUGCAACUAUAGAUUAAGAGUUAACAUAAUUGUAUGAGUAGAUUGUUAUUAUUUUUAACUGUAUUAAAAGAUUAUUAUUAGAAUCUAAUAAAUUAACUUGCUGGAUCAAAAAA
Molecule: messenger RNA, 5183 nt
Organism: Tachysurus fulvidraco (yellow catfish)
Lineage: Eukaryota; Metazoa; Chordata; Actinopteri; Siluriformes; Bagridae
Gene: paqr9
Product: progestin and adipoQ receptor family member 9
Exons: 1
Coding region: 1250-2389 (379 amino acids)
Cellular component (GO): membrane
Molecular function (GO): signaling receptor activity
Source: RefSeq, a predicted model, not a curated record